CGAACCAGGAAGAUGGAAAACGGGUUGGAGAAAUGGCGUUUUCGAGGCAACGAAGAACUGAGUGUGGCGUCGGCAACCACCAUCAGAAGCACUGUCAUGAAGCUAUUUGAAAACCUUGACAAAGAUGAUCCAAGGCCAACCGUGCCUCUCGGCGAAGGCGACCCCUCGGCGUUUCCGUGCUUUCGAGCCCCCACCGUAGCCGAAGAUGCCAUUGUUGACGCUGUCCGCUCGGCUAUGUAUAAUGGCUACUCACCGGCGGUUGGUAUCCUGCCGGCAAGGGGGGCCGUAGCAGAUUAUCUGUCUCGUGAUCUUCCGUACGUGUUAUCACCAGACGAUAUCUAUAUCACAAUUGGAUGCAUCCAAGCAAUUGAAGUAACACUGACAGUCCUUGCUCGCCCAGGCGCCAACAUUCUGAUUCCAAGACCCUUCUACCCAACCUAUGAGGCAUAUGCUGCAUCUAAACAUCUCGAAGUUCGUCACUUUGAUCUUAAUCCAGAAAAGGGUUGGGAGGUUGAUCUUGAGACCGUUGAAGCAAUUGCUAAUGAGAAUACUGUUGCCAUAGUCAUCAUAAACCCUGGCAAUCCUUCUGGAAGUGUCUAUACAAACCAACAUUUGAAGAAGAUUGCAGAGACAGCAAGAAAGCUAGGCAUUCUGGUUGUUGCUGAUGAAGUUUAUCACCAUCUCACUUUCGGAAGUAACCCAUUUGUGCCGAUGGGGGCAUUUGGAUCAAUAGUGCCUGUUAUCACACUAGGGUCUAUAUCAAAGAGAUGGAUCGUACCAGGUUGGCGACUUGGUUGGCUUGUGACAAGUGAUCCUAAUGGCAUCCUUCGUAAAUUGGGGGUUGUGGAAUGCAUUACGGGUUGUCUCAACAUCGCAUCUCAGCCACCAACAUUCAUUCAGGGUGCGGUUCCUCAUAUCCUUGAAAAAACUGGCGAAGAUUUCUUCUCAAAAGUUAUUGACAUGCUUAGGGAGGCUGCAUACAUAUGCUAUGAUAGAAUUAAGGAGAUCCCCUGCAUUACUUGUCCAAAUAAACCAGAAGGAUCCAUGUCUGUGAUGGUGAAGUUAAACCUGUCAUUAUUGGAAGACAUUAAUGAUGAUAUGGACUUCUGUCUCAAGCUGGCCAAAGAGGAAUCAGUUAUUAUUUUACCAGGGGUGACUGUUGGGAUGAAGAAUUGGCUGCGCAUAACUUUCGCAAUUGACCCGUCAGCUCUUGAAGAUGGGUUUGGGAGGAUUAAAGCCUUCUGCAAAAGGCAUGCCAAGAAACAAUUAUAAGCUCAAGCUAGUUCCUCAUGACAGUUUCCAUGAGUGUUAAAAAUCAUAAUUAAUUGUGAUAGGAUUUGUUAAUAAAAUCCUCUCUUUGAAGUUUUGCUAAUCAAGCAAGACAUAAUGAAGAAGGGGUACUGGUGAUAACUGUUGAUCAUCAACAACUUCUUGCUGCUCGAUCUGAUCGAUCAUGUUAUGUUAUUUUUGGUGACUUGUAAUCAACAACAUCGUAUUGUUGAUCAAUGCAGCUUUUAUUUGAUUUCCUUGAACCAUAAAGGAGUUGUUUGAUCUUUUUGAACUCCAUGUUUUCAAUAAUGUUUG
Alnus glutinosa is the source of this 1584-nucleotide messenger RNA. RefSeq names its product nicotianamine aminotransferase 1-like. The record is from RefSeq and is a predicted model, not a curated record. Lineage: Eukaryota; Viridiplantae; Streptophyta; Magnoliopsida; Fagales; Betulaceae. Gene Ontology annotation, biological process: biosynthetic process; amino acid metabolic process. The transcript has 7 exons. Gene Ontology annotation, molecular function: pyridoxal phosphate binding; transaminase activity. Bases 13 to 1272 code for a protein of 419 amino acids.